AUGUCUUCAUCAUCUGCCCGCGCAACCUACAACGGAAGCACCGCGUACAUUCAACGAACCGGCGUUAAUUCCGGAAAGGUCCGAGUUUCGCCCCAGGUCCCAGUCCAUUUGACCUAUAACAUGGACCAAUUUGCUCAAGAAGGCGGAAAGAAGUCUGGCGAUGGCCAUUUACGACCUCCACUCGAAUUCCGCCGUGCGGAAACUCAAGCCGAGUCGGGAGCUCGAAUGCAGGCGCAGCUACGCGAAUUGGAGGAAAAGUUCAAUAAAAAGAACAGCUCUAGUGGCAAAGGCACUAGUGCUAAUAAAUGA
Molecule: messenger RNA, 309 nt
Organism: Trichoderma atroviride IMI 206040
Lineage: Eukaryota; Fungi; Ascomycota; Sordariomycetes; Hypocreales; Hypocreaceae
Source: RefSeq, a predicted model, not a curated record